Opisthocomus hoazin is the source of this 1916-nucleotide messenger RNA. The record is from RefSeq and is a predicted model, not a curated record. Lineage: Eukaryota; Metazoa; Chordata; Aves; Opisthocomiformes; Opisthocomidae.
GGGCCGGGGAUCCGCGUUCCCCGAGAAAACCAGCGAGAAAGGAGCGAGGCCUGAAUAUGGCAGCGAAUAGGAACUUGAAGCAAGUGCGGAUCGAGAAUAGCUCCCCGGCGGCGCCGCUGGGCAUGGUGGGGGGUGGCGGCGGCGGCAACCUGAAGGGAUUGCGGGGCCUAGAAACGGAGAGUGAGGGAGCGGCGGCCAUGGCGCUGGUGCCGAGCAAAGAAGGUGGAGAUGAAGAACAGGAGGUUGGGUUCACCAUCGAUAUCAAAAGCUUUCUCAAACCCGGCGAGAAGAGCUACACGCAGCGCUGCCGGCUGUUCGUGGGGAAUCUGCCUACUGAUAUCACCGAGGAAGACUUCAAGCGCCUCUUCGAGCGCUAUGGGGAGCCGAGCGAGGUCUUCAUCAAUCGGGACCGUGGCUUUGGCUUCAUUCGCCUGGAAUCCAGGACACUGGCUGAAAUAGCAAAGGCAGAACUUGAUGGUACUAUUCUGAAGAGCAGACCACUUCGAAUUCGAUUUGCUACACAUGGAGCUGCCCUAACAGUCAAGAAUCUUUCACCCGUUGUUUCUAAUGAGCUGCUGGAACAAGCAUUUUCUCAAUUUGGGCCAGUGGAAAGAGCUGUUGUUGUAGUAGAUGAUCGUGGCAGAGCUACAGGAAAAGGUUUCGUAGAGUUUGCAGCAAAACCUCCAGCACGGAAAGCUCUAGAAAGAUGCAGUGAUGGGGCAUUCUUGCUAACAACAACACCUCGACCUGUUGUUGUAGAACCAAUGGAACAAUUUGAUGAUGAAGAUGGGCUCCCAGAGAAGUUAAUGCAAAAAACACAGCAGUAUCACAAGUAAGUUGUGUUUAGCUUUCCUGGAACAUUUGAAUUUGAGUAUGCUUCACGGUGGAAGGCUCUUGAUGAGAUGGAAAAGCAACAGCGUGAACAGGUUGACAGGAACAUUAGAGAAGCCAAAGAGAAACUAGAGGCAGAAAUGGAAGCAGCUAGGCAUGAGCAUCAGCUAAUGCUGAUGCGGCAAGAUCUGAUGCGACGUCAAGAGGAAUUGAGGCGUUUGGAAGAACUUCGAAAUCAAGAACUUCAAAAACGGAAGCAGAUACAGUUGAGACAUGAAGAAGAACAUCGACGACGUGAAGAAGAGAUGCUGCGCCAGAGGGAACAGGAGGAAUUACGACGACAGCAGGAGGGAGGAUUUAAGCCAAAUUUCAUGGACAAUAGAGAACAGGAAAUGAGAAUGGGUGAUAUGGGUCCUCGUGGAGCAAUAAACAUGGGAGAUGCGUUUAGCCCAGCACCUGCUGGUAACCAAGGCCCUCCUCCAAUGAUGGGUAUGAAUAUGAGCAACAGAGGAACUUUACCUGGCCCUGCAAUGGGUCCUGGUCCUUCCAUGGGACCAGAAGGAGCUGCAAAUAUGGGAACACCAAUGAUGCCAGAUAAUGGAACAGUGCAUAAUGAGAGAUUCCCUCAAGGAGGUCCAUCACAGAUGGGUUCACCUCUGGUUAGUAGAACGGGCUCUGAAACUCCUCAGCCACCAAUGAGUGGUGUAGGUGCCGUGAGUGGUGGACCUGGUGGCUUUGGUAGAGGAAACCCAGGGGGCAACUUUGAAGGACCUAACAAGCGUCGCAGAUACUAAAACUUACUUCAUUCCUUACUGUUUAGAAAUUCCAGUAGAAAUAUACAGUGAUAUGCCUUUAUAAUUUUAGCUGUUAUCUGGAAACGGUUUUAUUGUUAUUGUAGUCUUUAAAACAGUUUCUUUUGUAAAACUUUUUUUGUAUUCAGUCAUAGGCUUUGUAGUAUAGAGCAGAAAUGAUGCAGAUCAUUGUGUAAGGCAAUGUGUUUGUGACUAGCGAAAUUCAAUGUGUGACUAUGCUGUAAAACGUGCAGUUAUCUGAUCACAAUAAAAUAUAAAAAUCACUUGAAAGGA